AUGUCGUCCAGUAUCAGUUAUGUCCCAAAUAUCUACAAUCUCAUUUCCUUCAACCCCUACAUGAGCAGGAACCCAAAGGAAGGAAACAUCCAGCCCUUUAUCAUACAAUGUGAAUAUUUGCUUCAAUCCAGAGGACGGGAAUAUGUGAGCAAUGUCCAGCAGUCUUACUUCAACAUGAAUGAGAGAGGUGGAUCUCUGUCAUCAGCUGCAGGAAACUUUAGAUCAGAGGUGCUGGGUGGGCAGAACUCAGUGGCGGCAGCCAUGUUGUCCCCUGUGGUGCACGCGGUGCUGCAGAUGGGUUUCCAGCACUCGCUAGUGGAGAGUCUAGUGCAGUCACGCUACCUGCUCACCGGCUCACACUACACCUCGGUCUCUGACCUGGUGAGCGACGUCCUACAGGCCGAGGAGGAGGAAAGGCAGACGGGAUACGGACCAGACCAGACUGUGGAGAGGCAGAGAACGCCGAGAACGCAGGUCUCAGACAGGGAGAAAGUGCGAUCAGACCUGAGUCCAGAGGAUCAGUUGCAACAGCUUCAGGAAAAGAGGACCUGUAAGGUCUGCAUGGACAAACUCGUCUCCAUGGUCUUCAUCUCCUGUGGUCACCUGGUCGUCUGCAUGGACUGCGUAGCCAGUCUGCGCCACUGCCCCAUAUGCAGGGCAGUUAUGCGGGGGAGUGUGCGAGCAGUCAUGUCCUGA
Molecule: messenger RNA, 696 nt
Organism: Sinocyclocheilus grahami
Lineage: Eukaryota; Metazoa; Chordata; Actinopteri; Cypriniformes; Cyprinidae
Product: baculoviral IAP repeat-containing protein 7-A-like
Exons: 7
Coding region: 1-696 (231 amino acids)
Biological process (GO): regulation of cell cycle; negative regulation of apoptotic process; positive regulation of protein ubiquitination
Cellular component (GO): cytoplasm; nucleus
Molecular function (GO): cysteine-type endopeptidase inhibitor activity involved in apoptotic process; ubiquitin protein ligase activity
Source: RefSeq, a predicted model, not a curated record